Messenger RNA from Octodon degus (degu), 1730 nucleotides. It is a transcript of the gene Znf277, whose product is annotated as zinc finger protein 277. Lineage: Eukaryota; Metazoa; Chordata; Mammalia; Rodentia; Octodontidae. The record is from RefSeq and is a predicted model, not a curated record. The transcript has 13 exons. The coding region runs from base 330 to 1466 and encodes 378 amino acids.
CCGGGAUGGAGGAAGAGAGAGACAAAAGCCUUAGCGGGGUCGAGGGUAUUGCCUAUGAAGACCCUGCAUAUACCUUCACUCAUAAGGAAUACUGAAUAUUAAAAUUGCUGGUGUCUUCCUGUGUUCUGAGACCAGGAUCCAUGUCCUCCCCUCCGUAGUCCUUGCCAUAGCUGAGUGCCUGGCCAGACAGUAAGGAUUGUAUCUUGGAGCCGCUUUCGCUGCCAGAAAGUCCAGGUGGCACCACCACUUCAGUAGGUUCUCCAUCUGUGCCUUGUAUUUUCUGUGAAGAACAUUUUCCUGUGGCUGAACAAGACAAACUUCUGAAGCACAUGAUUAUUGAGCAUAAGAUUGUCAUUGCUGAUAUUAAGUUGGUUGCCGACUUCCAGAGAUACAUUUUAUAUUGGAGGAAAAGGUUCACUGAACAGCCUGUCACAGAUUUUUGCAGUGUGAUAAGAAUUAAUUCCACAGCUCCAUUUGAAGAACAAGACAAUUAUUUUUUGUUGUGUGAUGUUUUACCAGAAGAUAGAAUCCUUAGGGAAGAGCUUCAGAGACAGAGACUGAAAGAAAUUCUAGAACAACAGCAGCAAGAACGGAAUGAUACUAGUUUUCGUGGCAGUUGUAUGUUUUGCAGUGAAGAAUUCCUUGGAAACAGAUCUGUUCUUUUGAAUCACAUGGCCAGAGAACAUGCUUUCAACAUCGGAUUGCCAGACAACAUUGUAAACUGCAAUGAAUUUCUGUGUACAUUACAGAAGAAACUCGACAAUUUGCAGUGCCUGUACUGUGAGAAGACCUUCAGAGAUAAAAACACACUUAAAGAUCACAUGAGAAAAAAACAGCAUCGUAGAAUCAAUCCAAAGAAUAAAGAAUAUGACCGAUUUUAUGUCAUUAAUUAUUUGGAGCUGGGAAAAUCAUGGGAAGAAGUUCAGUUGGAAGAUGAUCAGGAGUUGCUCGACCAUCAGGAAGAUGACUGGUCUGAUUGGGAAGAACACCCUGCCUCUGCUGUCUGUCUCUUUUGUGAAAAGCAAGCAGAAACAAUUGAGAAACUGUAUGUUCACAUGGAGGAUGCACAUGAAUUUGAUCUCCCCAAAAUAAAAUCAGAACUUGGAUUAAAUUUCUAUCAACAAGUAAAACUGGUCAAUUUCAUUCGAAGGCAAAUUCACCAAUGUAGAUGUUAUGGCUGUGGUAUUAGGUUCAGUUCCAAAGCAGAUUUAAGGAUUCACAUGGAAGAAAAUAAACACACUUCAUUACUUCCUGAAAGAAAGAUAUGGGACCAGCUGGAGUAUUAUUUCCCAACCUAUGAAAAUGAUACUCUACUGUGCACACUCUCCGACAGUGAAAGUGACCUGACCCCUCAGGAACAUAACGAACAUGUUCCCAUCAUCAGCGAAGACACAUCUAAACUGCAUGCGUUGAAACAAAGCAGUGUUUUGAACCAGUUAUUACUACAAGAGUCCUUGAAAAGCUAAAAGAAACUGAAGAAGUGACUUUUCCUGGUGUUCUGAGAUAGACACACAAGAGCAGUUUAAAUUUGUGUAUCAGCAAAGGAUUAGUUCUUAGUGAAUCAAAUUUGGGUAAAGAGCCACAAAAGGAAAAGAAAAUGGUCAAAGAUCUGGAUAAUGCACAAACUGAAUACUAUUUUCAUAUAAUCAAGAAUCGACCACCAGGCAUGGUGUAGAGGCCUGUAAUCCCAGUACUCCGAAGGCUAAAGCAGGAAGAUCACCAGAGUUCAA